Messenger RNA from Fonsecaea multimorphosa CBS 102226, 234 nucleotides. RefSeq lists its product as uncharacterized. The transcript has 3 exons. Gene Ontology annotation, biological process: protein N-linked glycosylation. Lineage: Eukaryota; Fungi; Ascomycota; Eurotiomycetes; Chaetothyriales; Herpotrichiellaceae. The record is from RefSeq and is a predicted model, not a curated record. Bases 1 to 234 code for a protein of 77 amino acids.
AUGUCGCUCUACGAAGUCUGGCAAGCAGCCGCAGGCAGCCCUUUCCAGCCAACGGUUGGCAAAGAAAGCCAGUUGACCGUAGGACUGUUUCUGUUGCUCAUUGGGCUGAUAUUCACUGGACUCUUCGCGUUGAACAAAUCUCCUCUUUCGAUACCUGUCUUCGGACUCCCUGCCUCCCUGGCAUUUGGGUUCGGCGCGGUCUUCGCGAUUUGCGGAUUUGGCGUCUAUGUCUAA